AUGCCUCAGACAGCAGCGACGGUCGCUCCCUUCUCUCAAGCACACCGCCGUUAUGUCAUGCACCUCUACCGCCGCGCGUUGAAGGGCGCCCUCGACUGGUAUGUCCGACGCGAUCUGUGGCGGAUCAAGGCGAUGGAGUUGCGCGCCCAGUUCGAGCGCAACCGCAACGUCCGGGACCCGCGAGCGGUCGCUGCAUUGCUCAACGAGGCGGAGCAGGAGGUCCAGAAGCUCUCACACCCCGACCCUUACCGACCUCCAGAGGCUGUCGACGGAACAAAGUGGGAGCGCAACAUUCCCCCUCCCAUGUUCACGCCCGAGGAGAAGGAGGCGGCGCGCCGGGCUUUCCUGGGCGACGCGGCAUAG
This is a messenger RNA of Rhodotorula toruloides NP11, 363 nucleotides long. RefSeq names its product NADH dehydrogenase 1 beta subcomplex subunit 9. Gene Ontology annotation, biological process: mitochondrial electron transport, NADH to ubiquinone. NCBI's taxonomy places the organism in Eukaryota, Fungi, Basidiomycota, Microbotryomycetes, Sporidiobolales, Sporidiobolaceae. The transcript has 7 exons. The coding region runs from base 1 to 363 and encodes 120 amino acids. The record is from RefSeq and is a predicted model, not a curated record.